Molecule: messenger RNA, 282 nt
Organism: Besnoitia besnoiti
Lineage: Eukaryota; Apicomplexa; Conoidasida; Eucoccidiorida; Sarcocystidae
Exons: 1
Coding region: 1-282 (93 amino acids)
Source: RefSeq, a predicted model, not a curated record
AUGAAGAAGCGGAGAGCGAGAGCAAAAGAGGAACGGAACGAGUUGGGCACGGACAAGGAGUUCCAACCAACAGGCAACGCGGAGCUAGCGCUGCCUCUGCAAGCUCAGGCAGAAGAGGAGGAAACGGCUGCGAGGAGGCUGGACACGCAGCGCGGACGAAUCUCGAUUCCUAAGGGCGCGGAAGGCGAGCGACGGCGACGAGAAUGCAGACAGCAAAGGCGAGGGAAGACCACAACGGGAAUUACCGAGGUUUGGCACAACGGCACAAGAGCACUCCCGUAG